AUGGCACUUUGCACUAAUGAUGUCUGCAAUGGAAAUAUGCAGACAUGGCGUACUCAUCUUGGCGGUGUUAUGCGACUAUUAGCUGGGUUUUUGGAUAGCCAAGGCACCUUGCGCAUUGCCGAUCCCUAUAUCCAGUGUUUGGUGAAGUGGUUCACUACAAUGGAUGUUCUCGCUGGGCUAUCUGGACUAAGUUUUGGUGAUGUUCUGAGUCCUUACGAUGGGAUGUUGAACAGAAUUCCUCUUCCUGACAGUGUGUAUGCCGAUGAAAUUUGUGGUUAUUCCUUGAAACUGGCCCCUCUGCUUGCAAAACUGUCUCAUCUGGUGCAGAGACAAAGUCAAAGUGGGCUUGAGUUGCGCGACUUGAUGGAAGAGUCCCGCUCAUUGGAGAAUGAUAUACUUUCUCUUGUUGAUUGUCGCGAUACCAAUAUUGGUGAUCAUGUCGAAUUACAAAGCACACACCUAGCCUUUGUAUACUCUGCUUUGCUUCAUCUUCACCGAAGAGUUCAAAUGUUUACAGCCACUCAUCAUAUUGUCAAAUCAGAUAUCAAAAAUAUUGUUCAUGCCAUUGAACGAAUUUCACCAUCAUCGUCUGCCAAUAUCCUCAUUCUUUGGCCAAUGUUCAGCGCUGGCUGUGAGACCAAUGAUACCAAAGAGCGAGACUUUAUUCACAGGCGAAUGGGCGAUAUGCAAAACCUGGGCAUGGGCAAUUUUACAAGAGCGCGGGAACUAUUGGGCAAAUACUGGGCAUCGAAGUCUUUACUAUCCUGGGAUAGCUAUUUUGCAACACAAGGAUUGGAAUUGGUUCUAUUCUAG
Molecule: messenger RNA, 813 nt
Organism: Penicillium nucicola
Lineage: Eukaryota; Fungi; Ascomycota; Eurotiomycetes; Eurotiales; Aspergillaceae
Product: transcription factor domain-containing protein
Exons: 1
Coding region: 1-813 (270 amino acids)
Biological process (GO): positive regulation of transcription by RNA polymerase II
Cellular component (GO): nucleus
Molecular function (GO): DNA-binding transcription factor activity; transcription cis-regulatory region binding
Source: RefSeq, a predicted model, not a curated record